Molecule: messenger RNA, 2286 nt
Organism: Mucor mucedo
Lineage: Eukaryota; Fungi; Mucoromycota; Mucoromycetes; Mucorales; Mucoraceae
Exons: 6
Coding region: 104-2131 (675 amino acids)
Biological process (GO): long-chain fatty-acyl-CoA metabolic process; long-chain fatty acid metabolic process
Cellular component (GO): plasma membrane; lipid droplet; endoplasmic reticulum
Molecular function (GO): long-chain fatty acid-CoA ligase activity
Source: RefSeq, a predicted model, not a curated record
ACCAUGUGUAACCGUUCUUCUUCGUUUAGUAUAAAAAGCGAUCAGAGAGUUUUUUAACCUCUUUUUUCUAUCUUUAAAACAAACACAAAACAAUUAAACAAUUAUGAAAACAUUUUCAGUGGAAGUAGGACCCGAACAAACCAAUGGUGGCCGUAUCCAUCGCAAUCCCUUAGCUAUAGAUGGACUUCUUCGAACACCCGCUCCCAAUGUGCAUACUUUAUAUGAUGUCCUCCAGACCAGUGCCAAGAAAUACUCUACGAAUAAUGCUUUUGGUUACCGUACGUUGGAAAGAAUGGUUGAGGAAGAAAAAGAGGUUGUCAAAAUUGUUGACGGUGUAGAAACAAAACAAACAAAAAAAUGGAAUUACUUUCAAUUAUCUGGAUACAACUAUAUAACAUUUGCAGAAGCUGGACAACUAGCCCUUGAUAUUGGCGCAGGUUUCAGAUAUCUGGGACUUAACAGUCAUGCAAAAGUUGAGAUAUUUGCUCCCACUAAUAUGUACUGGCUUUUGACUGCCCAUGGAUUAUUUACUCAAAAUAUGACGAUUGUUACAGCAUAUGACACUCUUGGUGAAGAAGGUUUAUUGCAUUCAAUGAAUGAGACCGAGGUUGAGGCUAUUUUCACUUCAGCAGAAUUAUUGCCAACUGUAGAAAAGGUUGCCAAGAAAUGUUCAAAGUUGAUCCUGGUUGUAUAUAAUGGGGAAGCCAAACAAGAACACUUGGACAAAUUCAGUUUGCUUAAUAUUGAAGUUUUAUCUAUUCAACAAGUCACUCAAUUAGGUAAAGAACAUCCUGUCGAAGCUCGUGCGCCCGAGCCUGAGGAUCUCUGCUGUAUUAUGUAUACUUCUGGAAGUACUGGUAACCCGAAGGGUGUCUUGUUGUCACAUAAAAAUGUCGUAGCUGCAAUUGCAUCUGUUAAUGGGUUACUUCAACCGAAUAUUGGUUCAAAUGAAUCAAUGAUGGCUUAUUUACCGCUUGCUCACAUUUUCGAAUUUGUUGUGGAGAAUUCUUGUCUAUUUUGGGGAGCAACUUUAGGCUAUGCAUCAGUUCGUACACUGACCGACGCUUCUGUUCGAAAUUGUAAAGGUGAUAUCAAAGAAUUUAGACCAACUUUAAUGACAGGUGUACCUGCUGUAUGGGAAUCUAUUCGUAAGGGUAUUUUAGCAAAACUGGAAUCAUCUUCUCCAAACGCACAGGCUAUUUUUUCAAAGGCUUUUGCCACAAAAUUCUGGUUCCAUGAGAAAGGUUUACCAACACCGCUUCUUGAUAGACUCGUAUUCAACAAGAUUAAAGAGCAAUUAGGUGGUCGCUUGAAGAUGGCUAUUUCUGGAGGUGCUCCUUUAUCGGUCGAAACUCAGAAGUUUUUGUCCGUAACAAUUUGUCCCAUUUUGAUUGGAUAUGGAAUGACAGAAAGUUGUACUUCUUGUACUAUUAUGACACCCGAAUUGUUUGGAUAUGGUCAUGCCGGUCCUGUAAGUCCUGCUUGUGAAGUCAGGCUUGUCGAUGUCCCUGAAGCAAAUUACUUCUCUUCUAAUGAAACACCCCAGGGUGAAAUUUGGGUUCGUGGAGCUACUGUGACUAAGGGUUAUUGGAAGCGUGAGGAUUUGACUAGUGAACUUCUAGCAGAAGGUGGAUGGCUUCAAACUGGCGAUAUUGGCGAAUGGAAAGAAAAUGGUGCAUUGGCUGUUAUAGAUCGUAAAAAAAACCUUGUGAAGCUAAGUAACGGAGAAUAUAUCGCCCUUGAAAAGUUGGAGUCUAUUUACAAAAGUUGCGUUCUUGUGGGUAAUAUUUGCAUCUAUGCUGAUUCCUUGUUACCCCGUGCUGUUGCCUUGGUAGUUCCUGCUGAAAAAGCUAUCUACGCAUUAGCUGCAGAAAAAGGUGUUACAGAAAAGGAUUGGGUUCUACUUUGUGGUGAUACGACAGUAAAAAAGGCUGUUCUCGCUGCCUUAUUAAAACAGGGAAAGAGUGCUGGUUUAAAACCCGCGGAAAUGCUAUUUGAUGUAUAUCUGUGUUCAGAAGAAUGGACUUCGGAAAAUGGUCUAUUAACGGCUGCGCAAAAGAUGAAACGUCAUGAUAUUGUUAAAAGAUUUAAACACGACCUUGACUACAUGAAUGAACAUCAAUCGGCAUAACAUACAUUUUUUGUAAUGUCUUCUUUUUUUCUUUUUUAUCUCUUUUUACUUACUACACGUACCUUUCUUUUUUUUUUUUUCUUGUUUAAUAUUAACACUACGUCACUUAAUAAAAUAAUAACUGAACCUCGUCGCAUUUAAGCGAAUAAAUUAAA